UCAUGGGGUAUAUAUAUACAGUGCUCUGUUCUCUGAAGCAUCCUUCCUAGGAAGAGUGAGUUUUCGGUGCUCAGGGUGGAGUUUAACAGCGGAGAAUAGAGGACCACUUUAGGACAUUGCUUCUUCUAUGUAGUCUAUACAGGGGAAGGAAGAUGCUCAGAUUUCUAACACUUGUCAGUUAGUAUUCUAGUUUUAAGUUACUCAGUUAGUACUUUAAUUUGGUCCCAGGUCCUACAGAUCCUGAGUUUUUUUUGUGGGUAGUGCAGUAGCAUAAUGGGGGCACGGUUGUGCACUGUUAGGUGGACGCCAGAUGGAGGGUGUCUAGAAUGUGUUCUGCUGUCGUCUGAGAUAAAUACGUGUCGUGGGGAGCUGUCAUCCAUGGAGCAGGAGCUGCWGAGGCUGCGGAGAGACACCAGGAUGAAUUCCUCCCAGCUCAGCUACGUGGAGGAGACCCUGCAGAAGACCCAGGGCCUACUGGAGGAGAAGAACAACGCUGUUGUGGACUUGGAGGAGAAGCUCCAAUGCUGUGAGGAGGACAGGCGGAACUCUGUGCAGCGUGGGAAGGAUCUGGAGGGACAGCUACAGGAGGUGCGAGAUGAGAUGCAUGACACCCUAGAGAAACUACAGGAACUGAGAGACCUGUUACAGCGCAUGCAGCUCGGCGCAGAUGAACGACACAUUUCAUUGGAGAAACUCUCCGCCGAGCUCAGGACUCUGCAGCAGAGCCAGCACCUGUGUGUCGGGAGAGAACAACACAAGAACUCCAGAGGACGACUGGGGAGCUGCAGGAUACACUCGCUGUGAGAGCCUGUGCAGAGCGAUGGAAAGCAUCAACCAACAUGCCAGGGGCAAGGCGAAACCUUCAUUUUGUUGCUGUUUAUAAAAGGACAUACCCAAAUGAAACCAUGCAUUCUUUCUGUGUUGUAUCCAUAACAACAAAGUGUGGUAUUUCUGUCAAUUUUACUAUGGCUAGAAGAUGACCUGUGUGUUGUCUUCUAUAGGAGGUGCAGGUGCGGGGUCCAGGCAGAGGCCAGACUGCAAGCCACUGUCUCCUCUCUGCAGCUGGAGAAGGAGAGAGAACGGCACAGCAAGGAGGUACAACUGGGCCCAACAACGGUCUUUGUAGUGUCUGUCAGUCGUUCUCUCUCUUUGUUUCAGUCAGUCUCUGUCUCU
Salvelinus sp. IW2-2015 is the source of this 1173-nucleotide messenger RNA. RefSeq names its product coiled-coil domain-containing protein 18-like. The record is from RefSeq and is a predicted model, not a curated record. Lineage: Eukaryota; Metazoa; Chordata; Actinopteri; Salmoniformes; Salmonidae.